CACUUUACGAACACACAUCGCCUAAUGAAAACGGCACUGCGUUUUUUGUUUAUUUACAUUUUGAUAGUGCUAAGUGUCAUCUCAUAAUUGUGAACAUUUAUUAAAAAUUAUUUCUAAACAUUAUGUUACAUUCAUAACCAUUUUGACAUGUGACAAAUCGAAAAAAUUAUUUUAUUAUUCAGAACUUAUGGAAUGUAAGGUUAACGGCGGGUGAAAUAUUCCAUUGUUGAAAUAACAGAAUGCCCUUGUUUUCGAAUAAAUUUUCGCCAAAGAAGACGCCAACUAGAAAGGCGUCAGUGUCUUUGGCAAAUAAGGAUUUAAGUCCUAAACGAGUAGAGAAGGAGUUGGGUCCAGAGAUUGGGCAUAUACGUCUUCGGCUUGGAGAGCAAGAAGCAAUUUUUGAAAAUGGGCAAUGGAUACCAGAAUCUGGAAAAGCUAGUGGAACGUUCAAAGAAAACGAGAGGCUGAAGAAAGAAGUAAAGAAACUAGAAGAGGAAAAUAAUUUAUUAAAACUGAAGUUUCAACUUCUAUUAGAUAUGCUGACUGAAACAACAGCGGAGUCUCACUUGUACGAGAAGGAGCUUGCCACUCUAAGAAGUAAGGUUAAUCACAGUCAGCGUUCUGUGAGCUAACAUUAAUAUAACAACGAACAAGUUAAUAAUCACAGAAUUCAAUUAAGAAUUACUCUUGCAGUCUUGUAUUUAAACACUAUCUCUGUGUAUUUAUAUUUAUCAUAACUCCAUAACAGCACCAUGUUAGUCCAUGGAAUUUUGUGGACAGGUCCUUCGUGUGUGACCUGAAAUAUUAAACUUUAAUAAUCUAAACGA
Molecule: messenger RNA, 827 nt
Organism: Cephus cinctus (wheat stem sawfly)
Lineage: Eukaryota; Metazoa; Arthropoda; Insecta; Hymenoptera; Cephidae
Gene: Cby
Product: protein chibby homolog 1
Exons: 3
Coding region: 240-632 (130 amino acids)
Source: RefSeq, a predicted model, not a curated record